AUGAACCACACUGACUCCCAUAAUCCUGAUGGCUAUGAAAAAGAUGAAGCGUUCGAUGCUCUUUUGAAACCCGUCUUCAAAGGUAAAAAGCUGACUGACGAGAUCAACACUGCCGAAGAUAAAUGGAAUCUUUUGCCUGCCUUUUUAAAGGUGAAAGGGUUAGUAAAGCAGCAUUUGGACUCUUUUAAUUACUUUGUGGAUGUUGAUUUGAAGAAGAUCAUCAAAGCUAAUGAGGUUAUAUUAUCUGAUGUCGAUCCAGAGUUUUACUUGAAGUACAUUGACAUUAGAGUAGGAUACAAACAUAACGGCAACAAAGCUAUUAUGACCCCACCACAUGAAUGUAGAUUACGAGACAUGACAUACAGUACUCCUAUCUUUGUUGAUAUUGAAUACACCAGAGGAAGAUCAAUUGUGUUGCAUAGAGAUGUGGAGAUCGGUAGAAUGCCCAUAAUGUUGAGAUCAAACAAAUGUAUAUUAGAUGGUGCAGCAGAAAAUGAUAUGGCCAAAUUAAAUGAAUGUCCCUUAGAUCCAGGUGGAUAUUUCAUUGUUAAUGGUACUGAAAAAGUCAUCUUAGUUCAAGAACAAUUAUCUAAGAAUCGUAUCAUUGUGGAAGCAGAUGAGAAGAAAAACAUCGUACAAGCUUCUGUUACAUCUUCCACCCACGAAAGAAAAUCUAAGACUUACGUAGUCACCAAGAAUGAUAAAAUAUACUUAAAACAUAACUCUAUCGCAGAAGAGGUUCCAAUUGUAGUUGUUUUGAAGGCUUGUGGUGUUGUAUCUGAUUUAGAAAUCAUGCAGUUAGUUUGUGGUAAUGAUAGCAGUUAUCAAGAUAUCUUCGCGGUGAAUCUCGAAGAAGCUGCCGAACUAAAAAUAUACACGCAACAACAAGCCUUAGAAUUCAUUGGUACUAAAGUUAAAACUGUCAGAAGACAGAAACUUUCCAUCUUGCAAGAAGGUAUCGAGGCCAUCGCUACGACAGUCAUUGCUCAUCUGACAGUGGAAGCUUUAGACUUUAGAGAAAAAGCAUUAUACAUUGCAAUGAUGACUCGUAGAGUCGUAAUGGCUAUAGAUAACCCAAAGAUGGUUGAUGACAGAGAUUAUGUUGGUAACAAGCGUUUAGAAUUGGCUGGUCAAUUGAUGUCAUUGUUAUUUGAAGAUUUAUUCAAAAAGUUCAAUAAUGAUUUCAAGGCAAACAUCGAUAAAGUCUUAAAGAAACCAAAUCGUGCUGAAAUGUAUGAUGCCUUACUAACCAUUAACGUACAUUCCAACAACAUUACUACAGGUAUGAAUCGUGCAAUUUCAACUGGUAACUGGUCUUUGAAACGUUUCAAGAUGGAAAGAGCAGGUGUUACACAUGUCUUAUCCAGACUUUCUUAUAUUUCAGCAUUAGGUAUGAUGACAAGAAUAUCCUCUCAAUUUGAGAAAUCUAGAAAAGUUUCAGGUCCUAGAGCCCUACAACCUUCUCAAUUUGGUAUGUUAUGUACCUCAGAUACUCCAGAAGGUGAGGCCUGUGGUUUGGUUAAAAAUUUGGCAUUAAUGACCCAUAUCACCACCGAUGAUGAAGAAGAGCCUAUAAAGAGGAUUUGUUACUUGUUGGGUGUGGAAGACAUAAGUUUAAUUGACAGUGCUUCAAUUCAUUUAAAUUAUGGUGUCUACUUAAACGGUACAAUCAUAGGGACAACUAGAUUUCCUACAAAGUUUGUGUCUCAAUUCAGAUGUUUAAGAAGAACUGGUAGAGCGUCAGAGUUCAUCUCUAUAUAUACCAAUACACAUCAAAAAGCAGUUCAUAUUGCUACUGAUGGAGGAAGAAUCUGUAGGCCGUUGAUAAUUGUUUCGAACGGGCAGUCUUCUGUUACUGCAGACCAUUUAAGAUCUCUUCUGGCUGGAAAAUUACAAUUCGAUGAUUUCUUAAAACUGGGUUUAGUCGAGUAUCUCGACGUUAAUGAAGAAAACGACUCGUUCAUUGCAUUAUAUGAAAAAGAUCUAUCUGAGAAUAUUACGCAUCUAGAAAUUGAAUCAUUUACUGUCUUAGGUGCAGUUGCUGGUUUGAUUCCAUAUCCUCACCAUAAUCAGUCUCCACGUAACACUUAUCAAUGUGCGAUGGGUAAGCAGGCUAUUGGUGCAAUUGCAUACAAUCAAUUCAAAAGAAUUGACACCUUAUUGUAUCUAAUGAUAUACCCUCAACAGCCUAUGGUGAAAACCAAAACGAUUGAAUUGAUCGAUUACGAUAAACUUCCGGCAGGUCAAAAUGCUACGGUGGCAGUUAUGUCCUACUCCGGUUAUGAUAUCGAGGAUGCGUUAGUUUUAAAUAAAGCGUCCAUUGACAGAGGUUUUGGACGUUGUGAAACUCGUCGUAAGAACACCACCGUGUUGAAGAGAUAUCCAAAUCAUACUCAGGAUAUUAUUGGUGGUAUGAGAGUUGAUGAAAAUGGUGAGCCUAUAUGGCAACACCAAGCAUUAGGCCCUGAUGGGCUAGGUGAAGUUGGAAUGAAGGUUGAAAGUGGACAAAUUUAUGUCAAUAAAUCUGUUCCAACUAAUGCGUCGGAUAGCAUUCUAACUCAAACACAAGCUCAGUACAAGGAGACUCCAGUGGUAUAUAGAGCUCCAGAACCUUCUCAUAUUGAUCAAGUUAUGAUGUCAGUUUCUGAUAAUGACCAGGCUUUGAUCAAAGUUCUAUUGAGACAAAACAGAAGACCUGAAUUGGGUGAUAAAUUCUCAUCGAGACAUGGUCAAAAGGGUGUCUGUGGUAUCAUCGUAAAACAAGAAGAUCUUCCUUUCAACGAUCAAGGUGUAGUACCAGAUAUUAUCAUGAACCCACAUGGUUUCCCAUCUCGUAUGACCGUUGGAAAAAUGAUUGAGUUGAUAUCAGGUAAAGCUGGUGUCUUGAAUGGUACCCUUGAAUACGGUACCUGUUUCGGUGGAUCUAAGUUAGAAGACAUGUCAAAGAUUUUAGUCGAUAAUGGUUUCAACUAUUCCGGUAAGGACAUGCUUUAUUCUGGUAUUACUGGUGAAUGUUUACAAGCUUACAUUUUCUUUGGUCCAAUCUACUAUCAAAAGUUGAAGCAUAUGGUUCUUGACAAAAUGCACGCAAGAGCCAGAGGUCCAAGGGCAGUGUUAACGCGUCAACCAACAGAAGGUAGAUCUAGAGAUGGUGGUCUAAGAUUGGGUGAAAUGGAACGUGACUGUGUUAUCGCAUACGGUGCUUCACAACUAUUGUUGGAAAGAUUAAUGUUAAGUUCUGAUGCCUUUGAAGUCGAUGUUUGUGAAAAAUGUGGUUUGAUGGGUUAUAGUGGAUGGUGUACAAGCUGUAAAACCGCUGAACAUGUUGUCAAAAUGACUAUUCCUUAUGCAGCCAAACUUUUAUUCCAGGAAUUGCUUGCGAUGAACAUUGCACCAAGAUUGAAAUUAGGCGAUGUCUUUGAAGCUUGA
This is a messenger RNA of Kluyveromyces lactis, 3429 nucleotides long. It is a transcript of the gene RET1, whose product is annotated as DNA-directed RNA polymerase III core subunit RET1. Gene Ontology annotation, molecular function: DNA binding; ribonucleoside binding; DNA-directed RNA polymerase activity. The transcript has a single exon. Bases 1 to 3429 code for a protein of 1142 amino acids. Lineage: Eukaryota; Fungi; Ascomycota; Saccharomycetes; Saccharomycetales; Saccharomycetaceae. The record is from RefSeq and is a predicted model, not a curated record. Gene Ontology annotation, cellular component: RNA polymerase III complex. Gene Ontology annotation, biological process: DNA-templated transcription.